This is a messenger RNA of Scatophagus argus, 6307 nucleotides long. RefSeq names its product nidogen 2a (osteonidogen) (gene nid2a). Gene Ontology annotation, biological process: cell-matrix adhesion. The record is from RefSeq and is a predicted model, not a curated record. Gene Ontology annotation, cellular component: basement membrane. Gene Ontology annotation, molecular function: calcium ion binding. NCBI's taxonomy places the organism in Eukaryota, Metazoa, Chordata, Actinopteri, Scatophagidae.
CCCCCAUCACUGAGCCGUUCCUCCUCCGACGCUGGUACAUCUUGAAGAGCUGGUACACAACAAAACCGUUGCACGCCACGAUAGCCAGCACCAGCACUAACAUCACAGUGGCAUACAGAAUGAGCUCAGGCACUUUGGUACUGCAAAACCCCGAAGCUGAUCAAGUGUUGAAGUUAUGGGAUGUUACCUCCUGUGCCGGCCUGCUGUCACUCAGCCACCUCUGACCAAUGAGAGCAGGCCUAAACUCCUCCUCCUCCCGGCAGAGUAUCAGAGGCUCGGCGGAGAAGAGGAGAGGUCUCCUUCUUUCUGCUGCACUCUCUCUGAGUCCAUCUGUCCCCCUCUGCUGCUGCUCCCUCUCAUAGUGCAGAGCUGCUCAAUCACCCCCCGGUCUACAAUGGAGAGAGGGGAAAUGUUGGCUGUGUGUCUGCUCUGCUUGAGCUGCAGCGUGUGUGUGGUUACAGCCAUCCAGAGGGCUGAUCUGUUUCCUUAUGGCACUUUGAGUGGAGAUUUGAUUUUGGCAGAGGGCGACGAUGAAACCUCCAGAGUGCUGUCCCUGCCCAAACCCUUAUACUUCUACGACUCCCUCUUCUCCCAGCUAUACGUGGCUACCAAUGGUAUCAUAUCAGCCCAGGACCUGCCGAUGGAGAAGCAAUAUGUUGACGAUGGCUUCCCCACAGAUUUCCCCGUGGUGGCCCCUUUUCUGGCAGACAUUGACACCAGCAGAGGACAUGGACAGAUCUACUACCGGGUGACCGAAACACCCAGUGUACUCAACCGAGUGGCCCAGGAAGUACAUAGAGGGUUCCCAGAUGCAAAGUUCACACCCACACAUGUUGUGGUGGCUACAUGGGAGAACGUCGCAGCAUAUGAGGAACAACCUCGAGCCACUGGACUGUCAAACAAGGUCAAUACGUUCCAGGCAGUAAUUGGUUAUGAUGAGACUGACUCCUACGUUAUCUUCCUUUACCCCGAAGAUGGCCUGAACUUCUUUGGGACUCGACCCAAGGAGUCUUAUAAUGUUGAGAUAGAGCUUCCCGCGAGAGUUGGCUUUAGCAGAGGAGAGGUCACAUAUCUGAUCUUCUCUCGGACUGAAGGUCCUUACUACAGCGUUACCAGCAAUGAGCAGAGUGUUAAAAAUCUCUACCAGGUUGGUAACACAGGAAUUCCAGGUGUUUGGCUUUUUCACACUGGAAACCGUUACUCUUUUGACAACGUUGUUCCUGCAUCCAUCGGUGGCCUCCUUGCUACUCCACCACCUGGAGGACAUGGCCUCUCCUUGGACACCACCACCCCUGAGUACACUGAGUUUGAUGAAUAUCCAGACAACACUUGGAGGAACCAGGACGAAGAAGAUGAUUACCCUCUGACAGGCGGGGACCCUGAAUUCCAGCCAGCUCCUGGUGGUGGUGACCACUCAGAGUCCCUUCAACCAGAAAGUCCUGAAACUCCCUCCUCCCCUUCAGAGGAUUCAGGUCAUCAGGUGUCAUAUGGUAGCGAAGAUGUACCAUUAACCUCUGAACCCAGGUACAGUUCAGAGCCAGCAGAAAGGCAAUAUGCUCCACCUAAUCCUGUAGAAAGAGUCCCAGAGGGAGAUGCUCAUCACACUCAGGAGCAGCAGCCACAGGUCCCCCUGGAGGUGGUGGAUGUCUACCCCCCUCACAGAAAUGAGCCACCUCUUUCUCCCGGAGGUCACGUGGUCAGCGUGGAUGAAGACGAUGUUAAUUUUGACACAGGAGUGAUUCAGUACACUACAGAGAAUAAAGAAACAUGUGCCAGAUUCCAGCAGCAGUGCUCCCAGAAUGCCUUUUGCUCCGAUUACGCCACUGGCUACUGCUGUUCCUGUCGGCCUGGCUUCUAUGGAAACGGACGCCACUGUCUACCUGAGGGUGCUCCGCAGCGUGUCAGUGGUAAGGUGAGCGGAACAGUGACCGUAGGUUCGACUCCGGUGCAGCUGAACAACAUUGAUCUUCACGCCUACAUUGUGGUGGGAGAUGGGAGAGCGUAUACUGCCAUCAGUGAGGUACCUGAGCCAGUGGGCUGGGCUCUGAUGCCAGUUGCACCAAUUGGAGAGCUAUUUGGAUGGUUGUUUGCUCUGGAGCUUCCAAAUAGCCAAGCAGGAUUCAAAAUCACAGGUGCUGAGUUCACUCGUCGUGCAGAGGUGGUAUUCUACCCUGGUAGCCAGCGCCUAUCAAUCAUCCAGACGGGCCGUGGCCUUGACGACCAUAACCACCUCACCGUUGAUACUGUGGUGAGAGGCAGCGUGCCCUUCUUGCCCCCCGGAGCUGAAGUCACCAUGGAUCCCUUCAAGGAGACCUAUCAGUAUUAUCCAUCUGUUGUUACCUCCACCUCUGUGAGGGAGUUUUCAGUGGUUUCGGCAGAGCGAGGCACAGAGUCCUUCUCCUUUCAGCUGAAGCAGAACAUCACAUACCGCGACUGUCAGCAUGACAGCCGCGCUGCCACCCCAGAGACACUGCAGAUCACCAUGGAGAGGGUGUUUGUGAUGUAUGUCAAGGAGGAGCGGAUCCUGAGAUACGCCAUCACCAACAAGAUCAGCCCAGUUGGAGUUGAGCCAACAGGGCCGGAGCUGGUCAACCCCUGCUAUGCUGGGAACCAUGACUGCGACACCACGGCCCAGUGUAUCCCGCUAGAGGGACAGGCCUUCCAGUGCCAGUGUGCUACUGGUUACAGAGGGGAUGGACGCAACUGUUAUGAUAUAGAUGAGUGUGCUGAGGGCUUGAGUUCAUGUGGUGCUCAUGCUCAUUGCAUGAAUUUGCCUGGUAGCCAUCGGUGCCAGUGCCAGAGUGGCUAUGAGUUUGGCUUUGAGGGACGUACCUGUGUUGAUAUAGAUGAGUGCAUCUCCUCUCCAUGCCACAUCAAUGCCAGAUGUAUCAAUGGACUGGGUUCCUUCCAGUGUUUGUGCCGGCCUGGCUUUUAUGGUGACGGCCUCUAUUGUUCCCAGCAGGCAGGACAGACCGCUCGCCCAAAGAGCCAGUGCGAGCAGCACAGAGACAGUCUGCAGAGUGGGGUAGAACAAGGUGGUCUACCGAGUCUUGGAGCCUUCAUUCCUCAGUGUGACUCUGACGGGCGGUACCGACCACUGCAGUGUCAUGGCUCCACUGGACAUUGUUGGUGUGUGGAUAGUCGAGGCCAGGAGAGAGCAGGGACCAGAACUCCACCUGGCACAGCACCCAAAGACUGUGACAAACCUGAUGAACCAGAGCGUCCUAAAACUCACUGUGAGCACCACAGAGACAGUGUGCAGACUACCAGUCCAGAGGGAUAUCCUAUUGUUGGAGCCUAUGUACCUCAAUGUGAUGAUAAUGGGCAGUACAUACCACUGCAGUGUCAUGGUUCCACUGGACAUUGUUGGUGUGUGGACAGUAAUGGACAGGAGAGAGCAGGAACAAGAACACCACCUGGUACAACGCCCACAGACUGUGACAAACCAGAUGAACCAGAGCGUCCUAAAACACAAUGUGAGCACCACAGAGACAGUGUCCAGACUACCAGUCCAGAGGGAUAUCCUAUUGUUGGAGCUUAUGUACCUCAGUGUGAUGUGAAUGGACAGUACAGACCAUUACAAUGUCAUGGUUCUUCUGGACAUUGUUGGUGUGUGGACAGCAGGGGACAGGAGAGACCAGGAACCAGGACUCCACCUGGUACACAACCCAGAGACUGUGACAAACCAGGUGAACCAGAGCGUCCUAAAACUCACUGUGAGCACCACAGAGACAGUGUGCAGACUACCAGUCCAGAGGGAUAUCCUAUUGUUGGAGCCUAUGUACCUCAGUGUGAUGAUAAUGGGCAGUACACACCACUGCAGUGUCAUGGCUCUACUGGACACUGCUGGUGUGUAGACAGUAGGGGGCAGGAAAGAGCGGGAACCAGGACAUCACCUGGUGCGCCACCUACAGAUUGUGACAAACCAGUCGAGCCAGAGCGUCCUAAAACUCACUGUGAGCACCACAGAGACAGUGUGCAGACUACCAGUCCAGAGGGAUAUCCUAUUGUUGGAGCCUAUGUACCUCAAUGUGACACUAAUGGACAGUACACACCACUGCAGUGUCAUGGUUCCUCUGGACAUUGUUGGUGUGUGGACAGUAGGGGACAGGAGAGAGCAGGAACCAGGACUCCACCUGGUACACAAGCUGUAGACUGUGACAAACCAGUGCAACCAGAGCGUCCUAAAACUCACUGUGAGCUGCACAGAGACAGUGUACAGACUACCAGUCCAGAGGGAUAUCCUAUACCAGGAGUGUUUGUACCUCAGUGUGAUUCAAAUGGACAAUACACUUCUCAGCAGUGUCAUGGUUCUUCUGGACAUUGUUGGUGUGUGGACAGUAGGGGACAGGAAAGACCAGGAACCAGGACUCCACCUGGUGCACCCGCUGUAGACUGUGACAGACCAGAGCGUCCUAAAACUCAAUGUGAACAGCACAGAGGCAGUAUACAGACUACCAGUCCAGAGGGAUAUCCUUUACUAGGAGUGUUUGUACCUCAGUGUGAUUCAAAUGGACAGUACACACCUCGACAGUGUCACAGAUCUACUGGAUAUUGUUGGUGUGUGGACAGUAGGGGACAGGAGAAAGUAGGAACCAGGACUUCACAUGACGAACCAGCUGUAGACUGUGACAGACCAGAUGAACCAGAGCGUCCUAAAACUCACUGUGAGCACCACAGAGAAAGAGCACAGGCUACUAGUUCAGAGGAAUAUCCUGUAGUUGGAGCAUAUGUGCCCCAGUGCGAUGCUGAUGGACAGUACACACCACUGCAGUGCCAUGGCUCGACUGGACAUUGUUGGUGUGUGGAUAGUAGGGGAGAGGAGAGACCAGGAACCAGGACUUCACCUGGUACACAACCCAAAGACUGUGACAAACCAGAUGAACCAGAGCGUCCUAAAACUCACUGUGAGCACCACAGAGACAGUGUGCAGACUACCAGUCCAGAGGGAUAUCCUAUUGUUGGAGCCUAUGUACCUCAAUGUGACGAGAAUGGGCAGUACACACCACUGCAGUGUCAUGGUUCCUCUGGACAUUGUUGGUGUGUGGAUGGAAGGGGACAGGAGAGACCAGGAACCAGAACGCCACCUGGUGCACCCACUGUAGACUGUGACAGACCAAUCCCUGUGGCUCCAACCCAGCGCCCUGAGAGUGUGUGUGAGCGAUGGAGGACCAGUUUGAUUGAUCACUAUGGUGGGAAACCAGAGUCACAACAGUAUUUGCCUCAGUGUGAGCCAGAUGGACAUUUCAGUCCAGUCCAGUGUUAUGGAGAGACCACCUACUGUUGGUGUGUGGACCAGGACGGCCGUGAGGUUCCUGGUACUCGAUCACAUGAUGUUGUCAAACCUGCAUGCCUUCCCUCAGUGGCUCCACCCACCGUGCGCCCAUUGCCCCGCCCAGAUGUGACCCCUCCGACAAACACUGACAUCACUCUGCUGUACGCUCAAGGGCAGAAAAUAGGGGCGCUGCCUCUCAAUGGGACCAGACUAGAUGCAGCCCGGGCCAAAACACUACUGACUCUACAUGGUUCCAUAGUCGUUGGUAUAGCUUAUGACUGCAAAGAGAACCGAGUCUACUGGACAGAUUUGUCUGCAAGAACAAUCAACAGAGCUUCAAUGGCGCCUGGAGCCGAGCCUGAGAUGCUCAUUAACACGAAUCUGGUCAGUCCAGAGGGUUUGGCAGUGGACGUCAGGCGUAGGCUUAUGUUCUGGGUCGACUCAAACCCUGACGUGAUCGAAAGCGCCAACCUGGACGGCAGCGGGAGGCGGACGCUGUUUGACUCAGACUUGGUCAACCCUCGAGCCAUCAUAGUGGUCUCCUCCACCGGCACUCUGUACUGGACAGACUGGAACCGAGAGGCCCCAAAGAUCGAGAGUUCAUCAGUGGACGGUCAGAACCGCAGGGUGGUGGUGUCAGACGGGAUUGGUUUGCCAAAUGCUCUCACGUAUGACUCUUCCUCAGGACAGGUGUGCUGGGCCGAUGCAGGUACAAAGCGUUUAGAGUGUGUAUCCCCGGAUGGUUCAGGUCGAAGAGUGAUCCACCCCAGCCUAAACUACCCGUUCAGCAUGGUCUACUACAGGAACCACUUCUAUUACACUGACUGGAGGAGGGAUGGAGUGAUCGCAGUGAGCAAAGACAGCAGUCAGUUCACCGAUGAAUACCUGCCUGACCAGCGCUCUCAUCUGUACGGCAUCGCCAUAGCAGCCAGCCACUGUUUAUCAGGGAGUCAAUAACGAUGGACUGGCGGCCGCGGGUUCCUUUGGUGCUAAAAUUCUGGGGCAAUACGUGAUCAGAGGGCAGGACCACCU